Molecule: messenger RNA, 1917 nt
Organism: Phalaenopsis equestris
Lineage: Eukaryota; Viridiplantae; Streptophyta; Magnoliopsida; Asparagales; Orchidaceae
Product: arginine decarboxylase-like
Molecular function (GO): catalytic activity
Source: RefSeq, a predicted model, not a curated record
UAAGCAGUUUUCCAGAUAAAACAGGUUCCUCUCCUUUGUCCGGUCAUUCGUUCGCUCCAUUGCCCUUCCCCCAAUGAUUUCUUUGCCAAUGGAGUCGCUCUAUGGAAUUUCUAGGCUGAAGGAAUUCAGCGUUGGGAGAAUAAGAGAUGGAAAUCGCCGGAGGAAAUGUAGGCUUAAUACCGUUGUUUCCGUGGCGAGCACUACAACUUCCAGGAAGCAAGACAGCACCUUUCCAAGCACUGAAAGAACCAAAGAUGGUGAUAUUUCUCUUACCUACCCUCCAAAAGUUUCUCAUAACAGUACAGCUCCCUUAGUAGAUGCACUGAGAACCUCUGCCAUGGAAGAUGUUGCUUGUUUCCAUUUUCCAGGACACAACAGAGGGAAAGCAGCUCCUCCAUCUUUAGCAACCAUUAUUGGCACAUCUACUUUUUUACAUGAUCUCCCCGAGCUUCCGGAGCUCGAUGAUCUCUUCUCGCCAAAGGGCGUAAUUCUUGAUGCUCAGAGAAAAGCUGCAGAACUCUUUGGCGCAUCAGAGACAUGGUUCCUUGUUGGAGGCACCACUUGCGGCAUCCAAGCCUCGAUCAUGGCUACAUGUACGCCUGGCCAGACGCUCAUUCUUCAUCGAAACUCCCACAUCUCAGCCAUGGCUGGUCUGAUUUUGUCCGGUGCUUCUCCCAAGUACAUUAUGCCGGAAUACAGUUCUGAUUGGGAUAUACCUGGUGGAAUAACUCCAUCUCAGGUAGAGCAAGCAAUAAAGGAUUUGGAAUCUGAAAGCAAAACUGCUGCUGCCGUGCUAAUCACUUCACCUACUUAUCAUGGCAUAUGCAGCAAUGUAAGUGGGAUUACGAGUCUCUGUCACUCUUAUGGUAUUCCGGUUAUCGUUGACGAAGCUCAUGGCGCUCAUUUUGAUUUUCACUCCAAUUUUCCAAGCACUGCGCUCCAGCAAGGAGCUGAUCUAGCUGUGCAUUCUACCCACAAAGUGUUAACAUCUCUAACACAGUCAUCGAUGCUACACUCGUCAGGAAACCUUAUAGACCGGGAUUUGAUCAGCAGGUGCCUUCAAAUGCUGCAGAGCUCCAGCCCAAACUACCUUUUGCUGGCAUCCUUGGAUGCCGCCCGAGCUCAACUUAGCGAAAAUCCAAAUACAAUUUUCAACUCAGCCAUGGAUUUAGCUAUCAAAGCCAAGAAUGAACUGAGAAAGAUCUCUGGCAUCUCAGUUCUCGACUUAUCAUGCUUCUCCUCCAUCUUUCCUGCGAUCGACCCGCUUCGAAUCACAGUAGGAGUUUCGAAACUUGGAAUCUCUGGCUACAGAGCAGAUGAUAUACUGUCUAAUGAAUCGAAAAUCACAUCUGAAUUGGUAGGCUGCAAGUCUAUAACUUUUGCUGUCAAUCUUGGGACGACAGAGGAGCAGAUUCAGACGCUUGUAUCUGGAAUGAGGCAUCUUUCAUCAGUUUUCUAUGGAGCAAAGGGAUCAAAGUGCGGCAGGAAAAGUAGUAUUUCUUCACCAUUCACUGAUAUUAUUCUUGGACUGUCUCCCAGAGAGGCUUUCUUUGCUAAGAAGAGGAAGGUAGCCAUGAAAGAGAGCAUUGGUAUGAUAUGUGUUCUUGUUCCUGGUGAGAUUGUAUCAAAGGAAGCUUUAUCCUAUCUGCUGGAAGUGAAGAAGUUGGGUGCUGAUAUCAGUGGAGCAGCGGAUCAUGAACUGGCUUCUUUGAUUGUAUGUGAUUCAUGAUGUUUUUUUUUUUAAAAUUUAUUCUAUGAACAUUUCUGAAGAUUUCUUACAAAUCUAAUUACUUUAAUCAGUGUUGUAUUAAGCCUUCUCUAAUUUAGAAAUUUGGAGGGCUCAUUGUUAGGUUGUAAUGCUAUUCUUGGUGCUAAGGUUAAACAUUAGAGCCUCAUUUGGUUGCUUGUAGAUGGAAA